Messenger RNA from Penicillium samsonianum, 384 nucleotides. RefSeq lists its product as uncharacterized. NCBI's taxonomy places the organism in Eukaryota, Fungi, Ascomycota, Eurotiomycetes, Eurotiales, Aspergillaceae. The record is from RefSeq and is a predicted model, not a curated record. The transcript has a single exon. The coding region runs from base 1 to 384 and encodes 127 amino acids.
AUGCACCGAAGCAAGUCCCCCGACUGGAAGUCUGUCGGAUACAGAGGGAAGUCAAGCCCGCCCAUUCCGGUUGAUCCAUCAAUCAUGUACCAAGCAAGCGAUAGCGCAGCAGGGGACAAGAUGGUUGACGAGUCUGACCGCACGUCAUCGGAUGCAAUCGAUGCUCAAACACAGAAGACCACCCAAAUCCUCAAGCAUACAUACGAUGCUAUCCGCAACAUUAGCGGUAUCUUCUCUUUUGUUUUGCUUCUUUGUCUAUUUGUCGGCGUUAUGGCUUGCUAUAUGGUUAUCCGUGGUUGGCGUGUCCGCGUCUACCAGCGUCUUUGUACGGAAGAUGGGGUUUCAGAAGAGCGGGCGCAUCUCGCAUCGCCGCAUGAGGAUUAA